This is a messenger RNA of Cetraspora pellucida, 4395 nucleotides long. The record is from the annotation of a GenBank genome assembly. NCBI's taxonomy places the organism in Eukaryota, Fungi, Glomeromycota, Glomeromycetes, Diversisporales, Gigasporaceae.
AUGGACCCUUCGGCAACGUUGUUAAGUAUUCUUCACAAAAGCCAAACGUCACCUUCCGAAUCGACAAUGGCUGGUCAAAGAAGUCCACCAACACCUUCCUAUCCGCCUUCGCAACCAACUCCACCUCCGAGGCAAAGUCCUCCUAAGACUUUUGGUUUCAAUCAGACAUUUACUCAGCAAACUGGGUAUAAUUCCACUGUUACUUAUUCACCAGCUACUGUGCCACCACCGCCACCACCAUUACCUGAGCCAGAAGUAAUGUCACCUAGCCCUUUGACGUCUUUGUUUAAGACUAUAAAUCCAAAUUCCCUUACUUCACCUGUAUCAACGACGCCACAUAGUGUUGUAGUUAGCCAAAUACAAAGUCCUUCAAAUGGCGAAUUUAAAAAUUUAUCCUCUUCAACAGCAGUUGACCCAACCUUAAACGUCGAUAAAGCUUCAACCGAAUCUCUUAAACUUGCACUAUUUGGCCGUCCUACACCAGUCACAAGCCUUGAAGAAAGUCAGCAAGAAAACGAAAUCCAAUAUCAACCUGAAACAUCAAUGGUUUCAAAUGAAAGUCCAGAAGAUGAAGAUAACUCUUUUCUUGAAGAAACAUCUGAAAUAGAUGAACAUUUAUCAUCUCCCACUGAAGUUAUUGAUUACAACAAAUUAUCUAGUUUGGAAUCGAUUAAACCAACUUCCACUACUACAGCUAUUAAACAUUCACCGCCCAUGACGAACAAAUCAAUAUUCACAUAUAGCAAUCCAUUUGACCUUUUAAAAAAGUCACCGCCAUCUUCUCCUUCUCAUCGGCACCCCGUCGUUCAUCAGUGGCCGUCACAAUCAUCACCACCCUCACAAAAGAAAAAAGAUGUGUCAACAGUUCAAAAAGAAGGUGGGAUUUUCUAUAGAUCUCAACAACAAAUUGAACCAUUCCUUUCUGGAUUUUCAGCUUGGAAUGUACGCGCGAGCGCAGCACCCAAAGGUCAAACAAGUAUUCCGGAUGGUGUAAGACUUCCCAGAGGAGUUCUUCUGUAUGAUACUGGCGAACGAAAUGAAAAGGUCUUGUGCUCAAAGGAUUUGAAUCUUACAACCAUAACUCUUAUUCCAAGUGAUUUAGAAUAUCGUCUUGGAAAAUCCAUUGCGGUAAACGGACGUUACAUAUGCUAUGUUGUUAAAGGUGGGAAAAUUAGAGUGAUUAGCACUUUAUAUGGAAGCAGAACUUUAUUACGGAAUCAUGACAAGGAUAAGUCUAUACUUGAUAUGUGUAUCCGGGAAACGUCACACGAUGGACUUGAUCAAGGGCAGUCCGAAAAGCAACUACUUUUGGCUAUCGGUGGUGAUAGUAAAAUCACUGUCUGGGAACUUUCUGAACCACCAUCUGAACCAAGCGUGGAAAUCCCACACAAAGUGUUACUUGAAAUUGAUGCCAAAGAAUCACUUGAGGAUUCGAAACAAUCACGAUAUCAUCGUGCCGUAUGGCAUCCAUUGAAUCCAAAUUUAUUUGCAGUUGCUGUUGAUACGAACGAAGUUAUGAUCUUCGAUAUUAGCAAGAUUUUAGAGGGUAGUGAAACGCAGAGUUUUAAGGAAUCAGAAAUAUCUGGCAAGAUACUAAAAUCUCAAAUUCAUUUUAAGCCCAUUAGCGACUUAGCCUUUUCUUAUGAUGGGACAAUUUUGGCGACUGCAAGUGAAGACUGCGUUAUUUUUAGUGCACUAAAUCAAGAGCCUGAAUCUGAUAUUAGUAUUACCCUCGUGCGCAAAAUCAUUCUUGAUGGACAGCAAGUGUCCUCUGUUUUAUUUGUUGAUGGAGGAGAAUUUUCAUCGGAACAAUCUUCGGUUAAAUUCCGGUAUGUAGUCAUUGGCACGGAACGUAACACUAUUCUCCACCUCUACGAUGUAGAGUCUGAUCAGUACAUACAGUCGAUCAAAUUUUUACCACCACCCGAACGUCGCCCUUCAUUAAACAAAGGCUAUCGAAAGGAAGAAGCCAUGUUCAAUUGCGUUAGCUUUGAUCGUCGAUCACACACCCUUGUGAUAACUAAUAGUGCCAGGAUAUCUAUCUUUGCUCUGCAUCUGAACAUGCCAAGCAAAAAUUUAGAUAAGCUUGACUUGUUCAAUCAAUCCAGCUUGAUGGGUAAUGGGCAGUUUGAAUACGAUUCUGUAACAACUCCGGAUGAAUUUCCCAUCUUGAAUUCGGUACAAUUUGAUUAUAUGGUCGAAUAUCCGGUAAAUCAAUUAAUUGGUAGCUUCGUUAUAAUACCAGAUACUACAUCUUCCGAUGGAUUUUCGUUAUAUUGUAUUCAAUCUAAAGCAGUACAACAAUACUGUAUAAGUGGCGAUUUGCUGUUGCCUCCGAAUAUUGAUACAUGUACUGAAUAUGUAAGUGCGGUACGUGUUCUUGAUCGACAACGGCAAGAAGAUGAGGAUGAUGUCAAGAAAGAGCAAGGUGCCUUUUCGGAAUCAUUUGAUUUUUCGUCAAAUGCUGAGGGCACUACUGUCGAAGAAAAUAUUGCCGAAAAAGACAUUAACAAAGAAACAUUAGUAGUUGAAAAUUCAUACUUCGCAGGUGAUGGACCUGAAGUAGUUUCUGUAACUUCUGAGAUUGAUGAAUCUACAUCGACAGUGAAGCAAAAUAUAAUAGAGGGAAAUAUAUCAGAGUCUACGUAUUUACAUGAUGAAAGUGAAGCAAAACAUGCAGAAAAUCAAAAAUCGACAAAUAUUAAAUUGUCUACGGCUGUUAAUGGUGCCAUAGCCAAAUUGAAAGAGAAAAAGAAAACAAUUGCUGCGACUAAUACUGCAUCGGCGGUUCAAAAUACAGAUAUAUCUUCAGAUUCAGAAAAGGCUUCAAGGCGGAAGGAAUCACGUCGAGGAUUAGAAAAGGAAAAGGACAACGAAAAUGUUAUCCAAUCUUCUGAGGUGACUAACAAGUCCGCUAGCAAAAAAUCUGCCGAAGGAGUCUCAAAGAAUGGGAAAUCAAAUACAGGCGGUGAAAAAAACAGGAAGGCGACAGAAAUACUUCAAGAUGGUGUGAGUAUUAAAGCAUCCAGUGGAAAAUCUUAUUCAAUAACAAAAACUUCUGGCGACGUAUCUGGUCCGGAAGUACCUCCUAUGAUUGGACAGUCUUCGACGACAGCUUCUGUCGCCGGAAUAUCACCAGCUCAAAUGCAGACAAUAGUGAAGGAAAUAAAAAAAAUGGAAGACAACGUUACCAAUAAGAUCGGAAAGAUGUUUUCAAAAGAAUUAGAAAAACAGUUUCAAAAAAUUGAAGAUGAACGCAUAGCUCAUCAAGCUGCAGAAACUUCGCGCCAAGAAGCAAUUCUUAAAAUAGUUUCUCAGACGCUAAGCAACAAUACAGCCAAAUUAUUGGAAUCAACGAUCCGUAACGAAAUUCAAACUUCAGUUUUACCGACAUUAAACAAGAUGGUCACUAAUGCUGUUGACAAGCAUGCACAUAAAGGAAUGGUUGAUGCUGUGAAUAAGAACAUUCCAACUGCUAUUGAAAAAUCUGUAGCAGAUAAUGUACAACGUGUUCUUGCAAAAACCACAGUCAUAGAAUCAAUCGCUAAAGGUGUCUCCAAGGCUAUUAGGCCGGUUAUCGAGGAAACAUUCAGAGAAAAUUUUACAACAGUACUCAUUCCGUCCUAUCAAAAAGCUACCAAUGCAAUGUUUGAGCAAAUAACUGCUACUUUUGAGGCUGGUCUACAAGAUAUCGCUCAUAAGAGCGCGCAAGUCUCCUCAUAUUCUAAUAUUGGAAGUGUUGGCGAUCAGAAUGCUUUGGCACGCUUGCAGGCUUCUUUGGAGCAUUUAAAUUUAUCCGUACAACAACUUCAGCAAUUACACCUACAAGCUAACCCACAAUCAAAUCUCACAAGACAUGUUGAGCAACCAGUAGCUCGUACAUCUGACGAAUUGCAACAUCAUUUAGCUCGAUCACUUUCGGGUGAAUUGAAACGUAUGUUGAUUCCACAUAACUGUGCUACGACUCAACCACCACCCUCUGUAACUCAGCAAGAAACGGCAUUGGAAGCUCAGAAUUAUGAAGAUGCAUUUGUGGCGGUUCUUGCAUCACAUGAAUUGUCUCUAAUUAUACGCCUUUGUAAUAGUGUUAACCCGAAGACCGUAUUUCCGCCUGCGAGACCCUUACUUUCACAGCCUGUCAUCCUUUCGCUUAUUCAUCACCUUUCCUUAGAAUUAAAUAAAUAUUCUGAACUCAAGCUUGCAUGGAUGGAGGAGGCGGUUAUUAAACUUAAUCCAAAAGACCUUAUAAUUCGAGAGCAUUGUGAAAGGCUCUUACCGAUGGUGAAACAGCGACUAGAACAGUAUUAUUAUCAAGUUGCAGCUCAAGAUCCACAAAGCCCUAAUCUGAAAAACAUAUCUGUUCUAGUUCAUGUCGUUAAUAGUCUAUUAAUAUAA